AUGGACGUUGUAAAUAACGUUCGUGAAUGUCUGAAGACUUGGGCCAGUGGAGGAGAUUCGAAACUCCGCCACUUCCUUGUCCAACCUCAUUCCAACCCUUUCGACCCAGACUGUCUAGACACUCUUACUACAGCGUAUCAUACCCUGCUAUGUGCAACUCUCGUGACAUGGGCACCGCCUUACCCACUCUCACCCACAGCGUUGGCAGAGUUUAUACUGUCCGUACUUCGAGCCUUACCGUCAUCGUCCAACGUAUCACCCAAGCAUCCAACGCCUGCCUCUAUAUUCGGAGAUCAUCUCGUGGAUAUGAUAUGGGCUGUGGACCUUGAACUCGACGAGUUGCUCAACGAGGCACGCCUCUCGGUCGCUGAGGCAGCAGACUGGAAGUUGGCGUCAAAGGAUGUGGCUAGCGUCCUCAAUAAGGCAAAACGCGCACAAGCAAACGCAGAGAUAGAUAAACAGCGGAUACCUUCUAUCGUCAUGAAGUUUUUGGAACAUGGCAUCAUCACCCCAAACCAUUGCCGGGAAAGGCUGGAAUCGACUGUUCUAGCCAGUGUAGGCCUCAUCCAAGAUAAAACGACACAGGAUAAGAAAGAGAUACGAACAAGAACUGGCUUAUUUUACAAACAGAACAAAUUUAAUCUUCUGCGAGAACAGUCCGAGGGAUAUAGUAAACUCAUUGUCGAGUUGACUAGUAGUCUUGGCCCACCUCAUUCUCCUCAGUCUGGUAGGCCAACAGAGUCGUAUUCUCUAAUCGAAGACCGUGCCAGACCUGUGUGGGAGAAAGUCAUCAGUCUCAUAGGUUACUUCGAUUUGGACCCCAAUAGGGCAUUGGACAUUAUCCUUGAUGUCCUCUCACAGCACCUCACUACACAUUACACUUUCUUCCUCGCCUUGUUGUCGUUCUCUCCUUGGUCUGGCUCAUAUCGUCGUCCUAUCCCUGAUGAAGAAGAAAUGGAUACCAAAGUCGAGCUUCCGGAGGGCGUGUAUAAGGGGAAAAGUCUGGACGAGGUUUUAACCACGGCAGAGCUGCAUUCAAGGCCCGCCUCGACUACCCCUCCAAAGAAAAGCGGUGCCCGAGUUUUAGCACAGGUGUUGGGAUUCAAAUUCAGUUAUUACCAGGCUCCAGACGUUUCGGAGACGGCACCGUUGAAUCUUUAUUUAACCGCUGCUAUCUUAAUUCGCGAGGGCUUCAUCACAAUGGAAGACUUGUAUCCGCACCUCGCACCCAAAGACGAGGACAUGGACAACCUUCGACAAGAGUACUUGGCCGACGUUAAGGCCAGAAUAGCUGGCGCGAAGAAUAGUUUACUUGCGAUGGCUGCCCCCCUUGAAUCUGCCUCGUCUUCACAGCCAAAACCGAUCGUGUCCUCUCAACCGGAACCAAAGCAAUCGGAAACGAAGAGUAGAAAUCAGAAAGUCGGCCUCCUCACAAGCUUACUUGCUGUUGGUGCCAUCAAACCUGCGAUUGCCAUGUUAACCAAAUUUCAGUGGUUGGUUGACUCCAAUACUGAGAUCGCCGAUCUCAUAAUUCGCAUAAUGAAAGUAUCGAUUGAACCACUAUACGACUCCCUCUUAAAAAAACAACGCGCGGAAAGCUUCACAAAGCCAAGGGCACGAUUUGGCCCUGCAGGAUUAGCUUACCCCGGGCCUAGGAAGCCUGUCCUGACAUUGUCGGCCCCUACUCCGCCAAGCACCAGCACUACCGAUUUCGUGUUCUUCUUCCCUGAUUGGGCGGAUAGGGUACCACUCUGCAGAAGUUAUGCUGACCUGGUAGAUGUCAUUGAGCCUCUCCUUCGUUUCAUAGGCCUCCAUGUUUCUCGCGACCCACUCUUUUUGUCUAAAUUCUUGCGCAUCGGUCGCCUUCACUUAACGUCGAUCAUAUCCACCGAGCCUGCGGGAAAGAAGGCACAACUGGAACCUGUUGAACAGCAUCCCGUACGGGCGUUCUGGUUUAUGAUUAGUCGACAAUAUUUGCUUCCUGCACUGUCGCUCAUAAGAGGCAACGCCGUUUUAACUGUGGAUGUCUGGUCUAUCAUCCGUACAUUCCCAACUGAGGCUCGAUGGGAACUGUAUGGCGAAUGGAAACUUGGAAUGUACCAAUCUCAUUCAGAGCUUCGUAUCCGUCAAGUGCAAGCAGAUCGAGAAUCGAAAGGACUUCUUCGCCGCCUAUCGCACAAUACAAUCGACUCAUUAUCGGGUCCCGUUGCAAAGUUGACGCACUCGAAUCCUUGUAUAUUUUUGUCCAAUGCCGUCAAUCAAAUCAUGGCAUAUGAUAAUCUUGCAAGCGUCGUUAUCCAAGCAUUGCGUUAUGUGACAAACAUGGGUUUUGAUGUCCUUGUUUUCAUCGUCCUUGGUGCUCUAGCGGACCCAAAUAAGGAGCGCGUUAAAAGAGAUGGCGUCAAUAUCUCUGAUUGGCUUCAAAGUCUUGCAUCUUUCACGGGUAUGCUCUUCAAAAGAUAUAGCGCAGACCUCACGCCUGUCGUCAAAUACAUUGUGCACCAACUGCACAACGGCCAGACCACAGAAAUAAUUGUGCUCCGUGAACUUGUCUGGAAAAUGGCAGGAAUUGAGCCGUUGCCCAGUCUAUCGGAAUCACAAAUGGCAGCCAUGGCUGGCGGUCCUGCACUCCGUAUUGAGGCCAUUGCAUCUGCGACCCGUGGAGCAAGAUUGGAAGUAGAUUCCAUGAAAGCCCCUGCGCGUCUUGGUACCACACUUAUGGAUUCUAAAUUGGCUCUCCCUCUUCUUAUACAAGUGGCUCAACAGCGACAAGCAUGCGUGUAUAAGGCGCCUGAUGCACAUUUGAAGUCUUUAGCUGGGCUCUAUGAUGCAACCCAUGGCGUUUUAUUGCAGUAUCUGGAGCUUUUAACUUCUCCUUCUGUAAUCCCUUCAGAAAAAUACGCAGACGAGAUCUUGCCAUCUUUGAGGGAACUCGGCCAGGAUUAUGGUAUCUGCGCGCCGAUAUGUAUGCAGAUCUUGCGUCCAGUACUCAACGCUAAACUAUUGAAAAUUGCACUUGCCAUGCAGGAACAAGAACGCAUCGCGAAUGAGGAAGCUGAAAAACGACUGAAGGCAGCGUUAACUGCGAAAAGAGAGCCUAGCGUUUCACAGUCACGGGUUGCAUCUCCCGCCAUUGGGAAUACAUUAACUGUGACGCCAGAAACUCCGGAAGCCAAAUUAGCUGUUGUUGAAGAACCUGAAACUGCUAUGGAAGUUGAUUCCACUGCUACCCCUACUGCUACGCUUGCAACUUCACCUCCGAAGGAAGAAAGUCCGUGGGUGCCCGAGCUCGCAGCAUUGUUCGACGAUGUCAAGUCCAUUGCUCCUGGAAAUGCAUAUGAGGUCCUUGGACCUGGCUUCUACCUGACUUUCUGGCAGCUCUCGAUCUACGAUCUGUCACCACCGAGCUCCAAAUACGACGAAGAAGGCUCCAGAUUAAGAGCCCUUUCCCGACAAGAAGACUCGAAGCUCGCCGCUGCAGAACGAUCGGCGGAUCGUGCUAAGCGCCUGACUGCGGCUGCACAUCGUGCCCGCCGCGACCGGUAUACUUCGUUUGUUCAUACACUCGCCCAGGAAUUCAAAGAACAGACCAUUUCCCGAGCAUUCACUAUAAAACGUCUCGCCAAAGAAAAACAACAUUGGUUCACAAAUUCAUCCAAAUCGCCUCUUCUCAUAAACUCCUUCAUCGAAAACUGUGUCCAGCCCCGUUGCCUAUUAUCACCGAUGGACGCAGAUUUCUGUGCUCAGUUUAUCAAGGUCUUGCACCUACAAGGAACACCAGGGUUUUACACUCUGGGUUGUUACGAUAGGUUGAUUGGCGAUCAUGUCAAGGUUAUCUUAUUUUCGUGCAGUGAAUACGAGGCUCGCAAUUACGGUCGAUUUCUUCUGGGCAUUCUUCGCGAUCUUCUUAGUUGGCACCUAGACGAAUCGAUAUAUACUCAAGAAAACCGGAUGAAAGUUGGCGGCAAGACUAUCGUUCUUCCUGGUUUCCACCCCGUCUACAAAAGUGGAGGAGUAAACGAAAUCAUGAAAUGGACUAAAUUCCACACAAUCUUCCGUAAAUGGCAUCGAAGGUUGACUCAGACCGGAGAAUUCAUGCAUGUUUAUAAUGCCAUCAUCGUCAUGAAAGAAAUUUUAGAUGUUUUCCCUAUGGCCUCUGUAAACGAGCACAGUGGAUCGAACAUCAAUGCUGCCAUUGAUCGCUUCCUUGAGACAGAAGAACGCGGGGAUUUGAAAAUUCUGGCGCGAUCAUAUUCUGCUAGUUUGAAGAGAAAAGAAGCAGACUGGGCUUUACCCAAACAACCCAGUCAAACAGCGACUCCGAAUGGCACAUCAUCCCCUAGACCUCCUGUACCAGCUUCGACCAGUGCAUCGAUUCCAGAAAAACCUCGAAACACACCAGUACCCACUGGGCCAAGUGCACAGUCUGUCGCUGCCAGAAAUGUACCCCAACCCCCUGCGUCAGCCCCUUCCGCGCCUCGUUCUCAGAUCGCUAAUCAAAAUAGCAACAUUAGUUCCACUAAGCUUGCAAUGGAUAGUAUUCCUAGACCCGAGGUCGUCAAACGUGUGCGACAUGACAAUAAAGUCACUGAUGUUCCAAAGGCGUCUCCUGACGUUGUAAUGACCUCAAGUACAGACUCUGUGCAAUCGAAUGAUCGUAAAAGCGUCCCUUCUCCGGCAGAAAGACCUCGCGAUGAGCCGUUCGUACCUGUUAGACCCAAUAUCACAGAACACCCCCGCCCGCCCCCUCGAGAACCGCAAAAUUCUUCGCAUGGAGGCGCACCCAAUAAUUAUCCACACGGGCCUCGCUUCCACCCCCCUGAACCGUCACAGUUACGCUCGGAUGCGCCUGUAAUGCCACCUCCCGUUGUUCCAAGUCAAACAGCCUCUGCUCAGGAACUUCGUGAAACGGCGAGACAGACCAUCAGCAAAUCGGACAGGACAGAACCGAGAAGUCAGAAUGGCUCCGCAGCUCCAUCUCCUCGUCACCGUUCACCUUCCCCAGCAAGUCGUCCUGGAACCAGAAAUCCGAGCACUGAAAGUCGCACAAGCCGCAACAGUGGUGGAAAAUCUAGAUCAGACUCUGGUCGUGCGGAUCGCAAUGUCGAUGAUCGUCGAGAGCGUGACAGUCGACCGGAGACUCGCGAACCCACUGGACCUGUUGGACGACGCGAUAGCCUCACUCACACUCGUACCGAACGUGGUGGACGCGACCGCUCAGGCCGUGAUGGUGAUAAAGAUAGGGAUGGGGACCGUGAUAAAGACCGUGGCCGUGAUCGACACGGAAGCGACAGGGAUCGCGAAAAGGAUAGGGAUCGUGAUCGUGACAGAGAUAGGGAUAGAGACAGAGAGCGCGAUAGAGAGCGUGAUAGAGAUAGAGAUCGUCACCGCCGGGACGACAAAGAUCGCGACCGAGAUGUACGAAAGGAUCGCGACUCUGGGCCAAGUCGUAGCCAGGCGGCACCAUCCGCUCCAGUUUCUUCAUCUCUUGAUGAUCGGGGUCUACCUACUCGUCCUGACCUUUCAAGAAAUAGAAACGCGCCGCCAGUUGAAGAAAAUCCUGGCAACAAGAGAAGGCGUUCAGAAGACGAACCAUCGGAUAGAAACUCCAAACGAGGUGCUCGAAAAGAACGCGACGAUCGAAGCCGCCGACCUAGCGACAAAGAAGAUCGGAACCGUGAUUCAGAUAGGCGACGGAAAGAACGCGAUGGUCUUGAUUCUGAUAUUCGAACGUCAUCUUCAGACAAGCCUAAUGAAAAGCGACCUGAAGGUCCUCAAGGAAAACCAGUGGCCAAUACCCCAUCCGCCCCUCGAGCCAUGGGUACUGAUUCUUCAAGAAAAUCUGAACCCAUGAAUUCCCGUGAUCGCCAUCGCGAUAAUGCGCCACCAAUGAAGGAUUUGCCACCAGGUCUUAGCAACGGCCCAAAUAAUCAACAGGAAGGUGGCUCGCGAGGUUCAGGUUUGGUCAGUCUUCGCUCUCGCAUCAGUGAUGAAGUGCCUCUGUCGUUCAAGGACGCAGGGAGAGACGAACGUGAGAUCCAACGCAAACGAACCCUUGCUGAUCGCGAACCCGACAUGAACGAUUCAGGUCCUUCUCAUGACAAUAGUGUACAGGCAUCGAAGAGGCCGCGUAUCAAUCCAAAUAAUCGUCGGACCUUCCCCAACCCUGGUCACGGAGGUCUUGCGAGAAAAACCUUGCCGAUUGAUCAUGACAAGAACCAGAGAAGAUAG
Messenger RNA from Psilocybe cubensis, 6231 nucleotides. RefSeq lists its product as uncharacterized. Gene Ontology annotation, molecular function: mRNA binding. Gene Ontology annotation, cellular component: THO complex part of transcription export complex. Gene Ontology annotation, biological process: mRNA processing; mRNA export from nucleus. The transcript is spliced from 20 exons. The coding region runs from base 1 to 6231 and encodes 2076 amino acids. The record is from RefSeq and is a predicted model, not a curated record. NCBI's taxonomy places the organism in Eukaryota, Fungi, Basidiomycota, Agaricomycetes, Agaricales, Agrocybaceae.